Molecule: messenger RNA, 3731 nt
Organism: Haliotis rubra (blacklip abalone)
Lineage: Eukaryota; Metazoa; Mollusca; Gastropoda; Lepetellida; Haliotidae
Product: protein eyes shut homolog
Exons: 15
Coding region: 1050-3443 (797 amino acids)
Biological process (GO): anatomical structure development; G protein-coupled acetylcholine receptor signaling pathway; receptor clustering
Cellular component (GO): cell surface; extracellular region
Molecular function (GO): signaling receptor binding; laminin binding
Source: RefSeq, a predicted model, not a curated record
AGGUGAAUAGUCUUCAAAUGAAACACUUUAGUGUGAAUUUGAAAAAAAAUAUUCGGAAAAAAUGAAAAAUUACAAAGUUUCAAAUCUUAUAUGGCUCAAGGAUGGCUGAAUCCGCUCAACUAUGAACACAUCUUAAACACGUAUAGUGACGUAGAGAAUACACAGUUAUAAAGACGUACAGGCGUCCCAGAUCAAUGCAUUUGCCUGCGUGAGUACAUGGUAGAGAAUCAAUGAAAUAACAAACCUAUCUAAAUUGCAUCAAUAAAACCUCGGCUCUCAUGCGUAUCUUAGACUCAUGAGUCACUAAUGAAACACGCUUAUAUAUGUCUUAUAUAUUGCAGAGAUAUAAAUGGAUUUAAGAAAACAGGUGCUUGGUAUGCGGUAUUCCGCCAAGAGUGUUUUGUCAAGAGUGACGCUCUGAUUCAAGUCAUUUUGUAACCGUAAACAUACCGCGAUAUCUUAUCCAUAGAGAUAAAUACGAAUUUUAAUCAUACAUUAUUAUGUUGUUAAAGGUAUAUCAUGCUCUAAAUUGGUCUGCAAUACAGUUGUGUAAAUAUUCGUUGAUGAUUAAUAUGAUAAAUCUGAAUUUGAUAUGUACACAAUUUCAUAAUCGUUGAACAUUAUGCAAAUUAGAUGUAGAAUAAAACAUAUUUAUCGCACGCUCAUUAAAGCAUUAAUCAGACCUGUAAUUACUGAUUAUGACGUCAUUAGGAUAAGCAUACUGUCUGGGACCCCGUCCCGACACAGACAGUGUUUUGCUAAGCACAUAGCAUUUUCCGAGUUUUGCUUGGCUGAUCCUAUAAAAAUCGACUCGGUUUAUCGGGGGAGGACAACGGAACAGCCACGUUUCAUAUAAGAGGGGACUAACUCUGUGUUUUGUCAGUACAGUGUAACGAGAGCUUGUGGGAGUAGGAUACGAAAAAACUACCAGUGAAAUAACCCUCUCAUUCAGUAUUUACUUACAUCGUUCUUCGUCGGAUAUACACACGAUCUUGUGGAUAGUAACAGCAAUAGUUUGUGAUCGACAAAAGUGUUCCAUUAUCACAAUCAUGUUCGCCAGCAAAGAGAUCCGAUACGUGAUGAUAUUAUACAUAUUUAUUCACCUUUUUCACAAGUCACAUUCUUGUAUUCUGUUGUUGAAUGGAUGGACACCGCUCACUGUUUACGAACGGGCAGCUUAUGCUGAGAUAGUGAUCUCGGGCAAUGUUGUACGAGCGUUCAAAGACGUGAGAUCGGAUUCUGAAACUUACACGGCAGAGGUACAGGUGCUGGAAGUGUAUAAAGGAGCCGAGUUUGUGGAUGAUGUGUCGUCGGUGGAGAGGAGCAGGAAGAUUUACAACAUCAGCAACUUCGGAGACAAGUCUAUGUGUUAUGCUGACGUCGUUCCUGGAGACACCCACAUCAUGUUCCUGACAAUGUACCAGGGACGCCUGUCCGCCAAAUAUGACGACAUCUUUGGCGCUGUGGCGGACUUUACUCCUGCAAAUGAACAACAAAUCCUGGAUUAUUUAGGUUGGCACGCGUGGUCUAAGUGGAACGGCUGCAGCGCCCCCUGUGACGGUGGAGUUCAGAUGCGACAUCGUACAUGCUCGAGAGAAAAUAUUACAGAGUGCACGGGCGCAUCUACCGAGACACGGAAGUGCAAUACAUACUCAUGUGAUGAAAUUACAGACCUUGUUACCAAAUUUGGUAUGCCAAAAAUGCCCUUCGGCGUCUACAAGAACACCAACAGGUCACACGCAUAUCAAGUCACCCCCCAGGCCAAACUUUUCCUUCCUGUUGCAUCUUUAUACGAAGUCACGUUCCCGCGAGACUUCAGUGUGGCAUUGACCUUUAAACUGAACCCUGGUUACCAAGGUUACCUUCUCACAGUUAACGAUAUCAGAGGAAGACAGAGGAUCGGGCUCCAUUUUGGCUCAAAUGCUAAAUUUGAGUAUUUGGAAUACCACGAUGGAAGAGUUGUCUCCCUUGAUUUUGAUGUAGUUGUGACUGAUGGACAGUGGCACCAGCUAGCGUUCAGCGUCAAAGACGACAUUGUGACCUUGUUUUACGACUGCGACACCGUCAUGAGCAAAACCCUCAUAAGAAGGAAGAGUUCUACUCUUGGGAAAAACCUCAUGGUCGCUAUCGGCCCAUAUUUUGCCAGGAAUGGCCAGCCUUUCAGGGGUAGCAUUGAACAACUUGUUCUGUCCGAUGACCCCAGCUUCGCUGAGCUCCAGUGCCACGUGCAGACUGACAUCACGAAUAUGCCAGUUAAAGAUGACAACAAAUCCGUCACCCGCAAGCCCAUGGGCACUGAUGUCGACAACACAACAACCAAACCCAUAGUGUAUGGCUCUGAUUGGUCCUCGUGGUCCUACUGCAGCGCCUCGUGUGGUCAAGGGCGACAAUCUAGGACUCUGUUCUGCCGGAACAACAUCGUGGCUGUGGACCGAUGUGUGCCCAAAGACUCUCCUCAGACGCAGACACGGCUGUGUUACCUGCAGGAGUGUCAAGUGGAGUGUCCGACUCCUUGUUUAAAUGGUGGAGAGUGCAACGCCAACGGAACCUGUGAUUGUCCCAUGGGAUACAACGGCAAGAGAUGCGAAACUCCAUCUUGUCCUUUAGGCUGUGAAAACAACGGUAUCUGCGUCGGGCCAAACAUGUGUGCAUGCCCAGAAGGCUACACCGGUGUCAACUGUGAAAAACCCAAAUGCGAACCCGGAUGUUCAAAUGGAGGACGUUGCAUUGCCCCUGGGAAAUGCGUAUGCCCUUACGGGUACCUGCAACCAACAUGCAAACCUUACUGUCCCAUGCAGUGCCACAAUGGAGGAAAAUGUGUGAGGCAUAAUGUCUGCCGUUGUAAGAAAGGCUACACAGGAAAGGACUGUUCAGUUGCUACCUGCAAACGUGGAUGCUUUAAUGGCGGGAAAUGUGUUGCUGCCAACCGUUGUUCCUGCCCCAGCGGAUACAGAGGGCGCUACUGCCAGAAAGCUAAAUGCCGACCAAGGUGUCAAAACAGUGGCAAAUGCAUCGCUCCCAAUGUGUGCGGAUGUAGAGGAGGUUACUAUGGCAACCGGUGCCAACUAUUUCAAUGCUUCAAGAAAUGCAAAAAUGGCGGAACUUGUACCGGUCCUAAUCGCUGCGCAUGCCCAGCUGGAUUCUCAGGUCGAAGGUGCCAAAGAGCACGUUGCCGCAGUGCCUGUCUUAAUGGAGGCCGAUGCAGGAAAAACAACAAGUGUAAAUGUCCUCCUGGGUUCAAAGGUCGGCGCUGUGAAACUAGACUAUGCAAAUAUGAGAAGCACUCCGUACCACACGCACGGAGCUACCGGCGUGUUGUUCGGGAAGAGUACAUCGCAAAAUGCGGUCCAUGGCACUGGAAAACAUGUGUCAAAACUAGGUUAAAAUACGCCCUAGUUGUGAGGGACACGUACAGAACUGCUUACCGAUGUGUCGCGCCUUGAAUAUGACAGAGAGAGAGAGAUGAAGUUACAACCAUCUUUUGAAUGAAAUAUUGAGAUGCGAUAUUUCAUUGAUAUUUUUAUGUGAUCGCGAGAGAAGUCAAAAGCUGCCAUUUUUGUCAUGCACCCCUACUGGUCUUUCACAGAACAAGUCAUUAUUUACUUUGCAAUUUUACGCCCCAUUUUACACAUAUUUGUUGAGUUGAGCUUUAUGUACCAUGUCCGUUGUUGAUUUAUUUAUAUAUAUUUAUUUAUUUGAGCUUAUUACCUUUUUUACCUUUUUGAUAUUGA